This is a messenger RNA of Talpa occidentalis (Iberian mole), 3012 nucleotides long. It is a transcript of the gene RPP40, whose product is annotated as ribonuclease P/MRP subunit p40. Bases 12 to 1103 code for a protein of 363 amino acids. The transcript has 8 exons. Gene Ontology annotation, molecular function: ribonuclease P activity; ribonuclease MRP activity. The record is from RefSeq and is a predicted model, not a curated record. NCBI's taxonomy places the organism in Eukaryota, Metazoa, Chordata, Mammalia, Eulipotyphla, Talpidae. Gene Ontology annotation, cellular component: multimeric ribonuclease P complex; ribonuclease MRP complex. Gene Ontology annotation, biological process: tRNA 3'-end processing; endonucleolytic cleavage in ITS1 to separate SSU-rRNA from 5.8S rRNA and LSU-rRNA from tricistronic rRNA transcript (SSU-rRNA, 5.8S rRNA, LSU-rRNA); tRNA 5'-leader removal.
GCGGGGAGAGCAUGGCCACCCUGCGCCGGCUGCGGGAGGCGCCCCGGCACCUGCUGGUCUGCGAGAAGUCCAGCUUCGCCCACGACAAGUCGCGCCACCGGCAGCUCGUGGACACGCACCACCACAACUAUAGGGUGUCCCUUCUGGUGCCCGAGUGCGGGGCGCUGCCGGGGGCGCUCCGCGGCCUGGUCGCGCGGCUCGGGCCCUACUACUCGGUGGAGGACCUGCCCCUGCACGAGCUCGUCGCCCCGGGGUUCAUCAGCGCCUUCGUCCAGGAAGGCACCUGCUGCGCGCUCAGCCUCAACACCCGCGUGGACGAGGACAGCACGGUCGCCCUGCUGCCCAGCGGGAAGCUGGUUUUGUCGCUGGAUAAAGACACCUACGAGGAGUGCGGGCUGCAGGGCCGCCCGUCUCAGCAUUCAGGCCGCAGCACCCCGAAGUACGUUGUUUCCAUUGACUUGAUGGAGCUGGCCCUCCACCCGGACUCGAAGACGUCCCAGAGGGUGGCCUGGUCCUUCAAGGAGAAGAAGCCUCUGAAGUUUGAUUUUCUCUUGGCCUGGCACCAGACGGGUGCCGAGGGGUCCGCGCUGCUGUCGCACUUUUCCAGCUACCGGAUCCGGGAGCACCAGCCCAGAGUGGCCUUGAGCACCGUGAGGGACCUGCCAUGCCCCGUGCUGCGGAGCGGGGCCCUGGGGGGGCAGCCCGGGGUGUCCUGCAGCGCCCCCGAGCUCCUGCAGUGGCUGGGGGCCGUCUUCUGCGGCGCGGGCCUAGACCAUGAGCCCAGCGACUUCGUCUCCAGCUACUGCUGUCCCCAGCCCAGCUCGGUGGCCGCCCAGGCCUGCCUCUGCACUGUCACUGGCUUCUUGCUGCCGACCAAGAUCCGCCUCCUGCUGGAUCAGCUCUGCCGCUACUUCGACGAGCCCAAGCUGGCCCCGUGGGUCACGCUGUCUGUGCAGGGCUUCGCGGACAGCCCGGUGUCCUGGCGGGAGCUCGAGCACGGCUUUGGGAGUGGUGGAGACCAUCUGUACAACUUCGUCAUUUUCAGCAACCAGGACUACUGGCUGCAGAUGGCCGUGGGGGCCCACGACGCAUGUCCGCCAUAAAGCAGGUUCCAAGUCACCCUCGUGUCUGCGGUGCUUGCGGCUCAGCAGCGUGAGGGGCUCAUCUGGGCAACCCUGACACUGCUGGGCCUGCGGCUGGGAUCGCGCCCAGGGGCUUCUGCUGCAUCGCAGCAAGGGCUAAAGACUGUUCCUCUGCCCAGAGGUAAUAAUGGGAUCUGCAUCCAGCACUGAUGCGGGGUCACGUAUGCUUAGUUAUUUGAACAACUCUGGGGCCGGCUCUAUACUAGAAAACCUAGAGAAACCACUAGAAUUAAAAAUUACAGCUGUUGGGCCUCCCCGGUGGCGCAGCGGUUGGGCGCUGGGUUGCGAAGCUGCGCGCGGCCUCUGCGGCGCCGGUUCGAUCCCCGGCUGCUCCCCGGCCACCGGAGGGUCCCACAUGGCGCGCAGACCUCUCCUGCCGCCCGCUGCUCCCCUCAGCAGUGUGCUUCGGUCCUUCUGCCUGCUCUGCUCCCCGCUCUGGCUCUGGUGAAUUCUCUCGCCCUCCCGCGCUUCUGACUGUGCCCAGUGCAUGUGUGAACAAAAACAGACAGGCAAACCAGCAAACAAAUAAAUAAAGCAUGCCUCUAUAAAAAAAAAAAAAAAAAAAAAAUUACAGCUGUUAAGGGUCUUCCCAGUGGCGUAGCGGUUGAGCGCUGGGCUGCAAAGCUGCCCGCAGCCUCUGCAGUGCCAGUUGGAUCCCCAGCAGCCGGUGAGGGUCCCUCAUGGCGCUCAGACCUCUCCUGCCACGCCCGCUGCUCCCCUCAGCAGUGUAUUUCGUCAUUCUGCCUGUUCUGUUCCCCGCUCUGGCUCUGGUGAAUUCUUUCACCCUCCCACGCUUCUCACUGUACCUAGUGCUUGUAUAAAGACAUAAAUAAAUCUUUAAAAAAAAAAAAGUUACAGCCGUUAAACUAACAGAAUACAAUUCUAAAAAAUAAUUGAUGAGGGCCUCCCUGGUGGUGCAGGGAGGUGACCCACAGGGCACAGCAGACCUCUCCUGUCCCCUCAGCAGUGGAUUUCAGUGGAUCCACCUGUUGUGCUCCUCACUCUGUCUCUGGGGAGUCCUCUCACCCCCUGCAUCUCUGACCUGUGCCCCAGCUCUUGUAUCAUAAAUAAAAUAAACCUUAAAAAUAAGAAAAGACGGGCAUCUCUAGUGGCGCAAGGGGUUAAGCACAGCACUGUAAAGCUGUCUGUAGCCUCUACAGCAUGAGUUCAACCCCCGGCCAGCCAGCGAGCAACCCACAUGGCACAGCAGACCUCUCCUGCCCCACCUGCUGCUCCCCUCAGCAGUGUAGUUCGUCAGUCUGCCUGUUCUGUUCCCCGCUCUGGCUCUGACGGAGGGCAACCCUGAUAAAAAAAUAAAAUGGGUUGCCUGACUGUGGGUCCUCACCCGUGUGUGCUAAAAAGGGCCUCACGCUGCAGGCACACACAAAAGGUUAACGGGAUUAUUUGCAAGGUAAGCGGGAUGAGGAAAUGUACAACUCAGGGAGAAAAGAGGGAGAUAAAGUCUCAACUGCGUCCUACGGGGUCCCCCGACCUGGAAUCCCAAAUGACCCGCAGAGACCAAGCCCGCCUGGCCAAGAGCAGAGCCAAGUGCGAGACCCACUAACAGGGCUGGUUUUAUUUGCAGACUGAGAAGAUGGCCGCCUAACUCCGCCCUCAGGUCCGCACCCUCCCCUGGGGGACCCUGGGAUUUGUAGUCCCCAGGGUCUGGCUGGAGUGGGGUGGCUGCCCGAAGCCUGCCGGUUUGCUCGGGACAUCCUCUCCCCUAACAUCCUCUCACCACCUGCCCCCCAGCUCUUGAGUGCAUUAAUAAAUAAAUCUUAAAAAAACAAGCAAGGAAGCCUAAGGUAACAUGCACAGCUGCAAACAAAAACAUGGGGCUCCUGGGAGUGCCCGACCAGACCCCACACAC